CUCUGCAUUAUACACAUGGUUUGAAAGGUAUACGACUUCGUGUCAGGCAGUCAUGAGAAAAACGAGAAAACAUUUUUUGGCGUGCAUAUGACACGCACUUUUUUUGCGUACACAUGACACGCGUAGCAUAAGCACGCCAAAAGCUAGUUUUUUAGGGUGGCGUUUAAUUAUAUGCAGCGGCGGAAACGACCUCCCAUGGUCUCCAUCACCCAACGCCUCAUUGUACGGGUUUAAGUGACUUUCCCCAGCACUGGCUGAAUGCUGCUGUUGUUCGCGUCUCCUCCUCCAUCCCGAGAUGACGCGCGGCUCUAUAUCUCCCGUCAGCUCUCCGCACUUCUCAGUCUACUAACUAGUAGACAGGGAGGAGGAGGAGGAGGAGGAGAGCAUGGACCCCGGGUUAUGGAUCCUGGAGCUGCUGGCUGUGUUUUUCUCGCUGGGCGCCUGCUUGUGCUCGCUGCUCACCCUCACGAUGCCGCAGUGGCUCACGCUUUCCACCGAGCUCCUGCCCACCGAGAACUUCCAGCUGGGGUUGUGGGAGACCUGCGUGGUGCAGGAUUACGGGAUGACCGAGUGCGUGCCGUACAACAGUCUCCUGGGUCUCCCGUCGGACAUCCGCCUGGCCCGGAUCCUGAUGUGCAGCAGCGUGGCGGCGGGCGCGCUCGGGCUCUCGGUCGCCAUCCCGGGCAUCAACCUGGUGAACGGCUGCGGGCGCGCGGAGAGCCACGGAGCCAAAAGGACCUUGAAGACGCUCGGCGGGGUCUUGAGCGUCGUCGCGGGCGUCCUCGGUCUCGCGCCCGUCUCGUACGUGGCGCACCUGACGGUUCUCCGGUUCUUCGACGAAAGCGUGCCGAGCGUGGUUCCUCGGUGGGAGUUCGGGGACGCGCUAUUCCUCGGCUGGACGGCUGGCUUUUUGCAUUUGGCGGCCGGUUUCUUGCUGCUCGCUUCUUGCUUGUUCGCGCAGGACGAGACGCGCGCGCCGCACCGAUCUCUAGCGCUGUACGGAGCUCCAGGGACGCGUCCGCGGCGCUCUCCGCGCGGGAGGACAGAAUAUGUGUGAGAUUAUUAAAGGACGCACAGUUUGCUUCAACUAAUCUUUUGCGGUUUGCACUGAAAUUAUCAGAUAUAUAUAUUCAUAGAUUGUAAAUAUAAUGCUGCUGUAUUUAGUUUGUGGACAGAUUAGACCGCAUAUUGUGAAUCAUUUGUGACCCCGGGGCGCAAAACCACUCAUAAGGGUCAGUUAAAUCAAAUAGUGAUUUAUGCACAAUAUAAUUGGACAAUAUUUGGCCGAGAUGCAACUAUUUGGAAAUCUGGAAUCUGAGAGCGAAGCCCUUAGCGAUGCAUUUGACGAAAUAUCUUCAUGGGACACGAUCCACGCCUAAUAGCCUAAUAAUGUUUGGCACACAAAACUUUUCUAUCCGUGCAAUGCAUUGUUGGCUAUUGCAGCAAAUGCACUUUCCCUGACUGAUUUUGUGGUCCAGGGUCACGCUUUAAAAGCUCAAACCCAAACCUGCACGUGAACGUGGUUCUAAUGAAAGCACACUAACGAUGCGAACUUUCCGAGAAAGCGCGACUUGGGUUUUUAUGACCACAAGGUCAUCCACGAGAGACAAUGUUAUGCUAAUUAUCCAAAAGAAAGCGAUUGUAUUCAAAAGAGAGCGACUGAACGAGAGGAGCGUUCUCUGAAAUCUUAAAGCGAAGUACCAAAGCACAUCCGUUUAUUUCAGGAGAUGAUUUUGCGGCUUUUUAGGUUUUUGCGCAAAUGCGAGUUUUGGGGCAACAUGCAUAUCCGGUCUCGUGAAAAUGCGUAUAAACAGCAUGCCAGGAAAAAAACGAAAACUCGUGGUAUUAAUAGACACACAUUGGUUUUGGCGUGAAUAUGACACGCAGUUCACGCAUAUACCAUUUUUUGACGUGUCUAUACCAAGUUUUCAUUUUUAUUUGGCCUGCUAUUCAUGAGAUCGGGUAGCAAUAUAAAAAAAUAAAUUAAUUUAUAUCGUUAAUGCAAUUCUAUUCGUGUUUUGUAACAAACAGGGGAUAAUAAUGCAUUCUGUAUUUGGCACAUGUUGUCGCAUUCUUUACUUGCAUAAAAAGAGUUACCUGCUCAAAAGAAAAAAAAAUUAUAAUAAACUAGUUUAUACUUUUAAUCAGAUCAGUGACAAAGAAACAGCGAGAAUUUUUCACUUUUAUUUUUGCGUCGCGAUUUUAAGUAGACUUUUUAUGUUCCUCUCGAACCUUUGAAUGGCCUUGCUUAUAUUAUUAAGGAAAUAAAUAAAAAUUAUAAUGAUUAAAAAAAAAAAACGUGCUGCUGAAAAGCAAGAGCUGGAAUCUUUUAAGCAGAUUUUCAGUGCUGUAAAAAAAAAAACUGGUUUAAAGUCCUGCUUUUACAAAAACCGCCAGGUGCAAUAAUAUAAUAUGCAAUAAUAUCAUCUCACGGAGAGCUCGCUGAAAGAAACAAUGACGGGUGACCUUCGGUUAUCUUCACUGAAACAAAACUGCGUUGCAAAAGACAAUUAUCGUGCAGGAGAAAGCCAGAGUUCGUGAUCUGUGAAGUGUCCCGAUGAACCCGACAGAGCAGCGUUCUUCACCAGGACUCUGUCUUUGAUCAUCUUUCAGCUCCUGGAGGUCCGUCUCUCGGCCCGGUCCCGGGUCCACGCCGUCAACUCAAACGUUCUCAUUGUUGGCGUUCCACAAUGGACUCAUUAUGACUUUGUAUGCUAAUCUUCCCAUCUUUACGUACAAAGGUUUGUUCACUAUCAGGAGCACAUGGCGCCGACGACUUCCUGCCCACUUCCUUUAUGAUAAUGAGGCGUGAUGAAA
Puntigrus tetrazona (Sumatra barb) is the source of this 2817-nucleotide messenger RNA. Its product is annotated as claudin-22. Lineage: Eukaryota; Metazoa; Chordata; Actinopteri; Cypriniformes; Cyprinidae. Gene Ontology annotation, biological process: bicellular tight junction assembly; cell adhesion. Gene Ontology annotation, cellular component: bicellular tight junction; plasma membrane. Bases 386 to 1057 code for a protein of 223 amino acids. Gene Ontology annotation, molecular function: structural molecule activity. The record is from RefSeq and is a predicted model, not a curated record. The transcript has a single exon.